Cyclopterus lumpus (lumpfish) is the source of this 4433-nucleotide messenger RNA. RefSeq names its product membrane protein, palmitoylated 7a (MAGUK p55 subfamily member 7) (gene mpp7a). Gene Ontology annotation, biological process: protein localization to adherens junction. Gene Ontology annotation, molecular function: protein binding. Lineage: Eukaryota; Metazoa; Chordata; Actinopteri; Perciformes; Cyclopteridae. The transcript is spliced from 18 exons. Bases 598 to 2376 code for a protein of 592 amino acids. The record is from RefSeq and is a predicted model, not a curated record. Gene Ontology annotation, cellular component: cell-cell junction; plasma membrane.
ACCCGUACGGCGCGGAUCCCAGACCAGUUUGUGUUGUCACACACCGGUCCGUUGACGUCGUGUCUAAAUAAACGAACCGUUUCCAAAUCAGCGCCUUGACAGACCCCCUUUACCCGUCUUGGAGAAAGGCACGGCAGAGGCGUAACGUUUUUAAAAGGUUGUGUUCAGCAGAAAGCGGGUAUGAGUUAGGGAGAUUUAAAGGAGCACAUCGAGGUUUUCUAAAAGGGAGGAUACAACAACAGAAAAGUUUGGGUUCUCGAAGGAACCGCUGGAGUACAUUGUGACCAGCGAGGCGCGACUCAAAUCCGACCUCCGAUGCAAAAAAGACAAACCCCGCGAGUCAAUGGGAUUUCACCUGACGUAUCGUGGAAUGUGGCUUUUAGCGGACGGGCUAACGUAUUACAACGACGAGCUGUUCGGGGGCAUCUCGUAUUACCUGCAUAGAGGAAGGAAAUAAUAGUCUUGGGUUCCAUGGCAUAAAGCCUGUGCUCAUAUUCAGCCGGUCCCCGGGGAGAGCUGCCGAGGAGCCCAACGGCCUGACGCCCCACUGCCAUUUUCCACAGCCUGAGGGGAACCGGGAAGCAGCCGGCAGGAGCCAUGCCCGCCCUGGCCACCGGAGCCGGCCCCGAGCCAGGUCUGUAUGAGCUGCUGGCGGCUCUGCCCUCCCAGCUGCAGCCCCAUGUCAGCCGCCCCGAGGACAACACCUUCCUCCAGGACAUGUUUGGGGAGAGAAGCCUCCGCUCGCUGGUCAAGAUCCAUGAACAGCUGCAGCUCUACGAAGAGAGCAAACCAGUUCCUGUCCUGGACAGCGCUGCCGCUCUGGCCCAUGAACUGUCUGAGGAGCUGCAGGGGAAAUCAGCCAACGGGGAAAUCAAAGAGCUUCUCCAACUACUGGCCAAACCCCACGUGAAGAGCCUCCUGUCGGUCCACGACACUAUCGCCCAGAAGAGUUACGACCCCAUACUACCUCCGCUGCCUGAUGACAUCGACGACGAUGAGGAUUCCGUGAAGAUCAUAAGACUGGUCAAAAACAAAGAACCCCUCGGGGCGACGAUACGGCGUGACGAGCACACGGGAGCCAUCGUGGUGGCCCGCAUCAUGAGAGGCGGAGCAGCUGACCGAAGCGGGCUGAUUCACGUAGGGGAUGAACUGAAGGAGGUCAAUGGAAUCCCUGUGGACGACAAGAAACCAGAGGAGAUCAUUCGCAUUCUGGCCCAGUCGCAAGGAGCCAUUACCUUUAAAGUGAUCCCCAGCGUCAAGGAGGAGGAGCCAACCAAGGAGCCAAAGGUGUUCAUGAAGGCGCUCUUUGACUACGACCCCAAGGAGGACAAAGCCAUACCAUGCAAGGAGGCCGGACUGGCCUUCAAGAGGGGCGCCAUCCUUCAGAUCAUGAGCCAGGACGAUGCCACCUGGUGGCAGGCCAAACACGAGGGGGAGGCCAAUCCCAGAGCCGGCCUGAUCCCGUCCAAGCAGUUCCAGGAGAGGAGAUUUUCAAUGCGGGGACCUGUUGCAACUCUCCCGCUCCAGAGGACCUCUAGCCGCCGAUCAUGUAAGCAUACACUGAUAGGCCCACAACCAGGACAACACACUGCAACAGCUGGGUUCAGGAGGAGCUUCCGUCUGAGCAGGAGGGACAAGAAGACCAACAAGUCCAUGUACGAGUGCAAGAAGAGCGAAAUGUACGACAUGGCCGACGUGCCCACGUACGAGGAGGUGACCCCGUACUGCAGGGCGAGCGGAGCCAAGCACAGACUGGUGGUCCUAGUGGGACCCGCAGGAGUCGGCCUGAAUGAGCUCAAGAGGAAACUGCUGAUCUCAGACCCCCAGCACUUCAGUGUGACCAUCCCACACACCAGUCGGGCCAAGAAGAACCAGGAGAGCGACGGCGUGGAGUACCACUUCAUCUCCAAACAUCUCUUUGAGACGGAUAUCCACAAUAACAAGUUCAUCGAGUACGGCGAGUACAAAGGGAACUACUACGGCACGAGUCUGGACUCGGUGCGCUCUGUCCUCUCCAAGAACAAAGUGUGCCUAUUGGAUGUCCAGCCUCAUACCAUAAAGCUCCUGCGGACGGGGGAGUUUAAGCCCUUUGUCGUGUUGGUGAAGCCCCCUGCGAUCGAGAGGCUGAGGGAGAGCAGACAGAACGGCAAAAUCAUAUCGGGCAAGGACGACAAGGGAUCCGCCAAGCCAUUCACGGAGGAGGACUUCCAGGAGAUGGUGACCGCCGCCCAGACGCUGGAGGCCCAACACAGCCACCUGUUCGAGAAGGUCAUCGUCAACGAAGACCUCUUGACGGCCUUCGGCGAGCUGCGGACAGCGCUGAGGAAAGUGGAGAUGGAGACACACUGGGUUCCGGUUAGCUGGACUCACUCCUGAGAAUCCACGUGGACUGUGCAAGGAGAAAAGGGGGGGCUUUGAAAAUAUUUCUAUGUCUGCUGGUGUUUGGGGGAAAGAAUGAGGGGGUGGGUGGAUAAGGGGAAUCAAACAAGACUGCUGCGUCGCCACACCUGAGAUGCACGGAGCUUAAAAAAAAGAAGCUUUUGCGUGACAUCGGGCUGGAUAUAGACCUCUGUUGUAGUCUGGAUGCGGACCUCCAGGUGUGACCAGAUGCGACAGGGCCCGAGGCAGAGCGGCCGUCUGGGCCUUCGAUCGAUCUGGGUCUCAGCCGUGGUAACAAAAUGUGGAGCGAGCCUGGACCGUUGCCGCACCAGCAGUCCUGCCAGCACAUCAGUAACCUCGCCAACCAGGACUCUUGUCUUUAGUGUGUUUUUAACAUUAGGCCAUUAGAAACCAAAGGGAUUGAUGUAUUUCUUUCUUGUUGGACAACAUACUCGCAUAUGUCUGUAAAAGAAUAGAAAAGGGGAGAGAAGAGAACAUAUUCGCUUUCUGUAUUUUUGUGCUUCUAUAAUGCUCCUCGUGACUGUUACUCCAAACAAAGCACCGUCAGGUACAGUUCCAAGAAAGGGCAGUAAGUGUAAUUUUAUUUAAGAGAAAUUAAUAUAUUUUCUAAUAUCUGCCUUUUAUAUGCAUAACCUGACUUCUGAUCCCGACUGUAGCCACCCUUCUGACAGCUUCUCACACCCGAGGCGUCUCGUCUUUCAGUCAAGUGUUUGGAUUUCUUUCGGAGCAGUUUUGAAAAAAGCCACCCCUUCAAAUGAAGGUGCCCAACAUAACAGCUUUGCCAUUUAAUGUCCCAGAACUGGACACAUGUUGGCGGUCUGCUAGAAGAAAAUGUUCACAAUUGUGUUUUAUUAGGGUGGAGUCUUUAUUUUUAUUCACAUAAAGAUUUAUGAUAUUUUCAGCGACCUGCUAAUAGAAGGUUCCUAGCACACAUCCAGGGGUUUAACUCAGAAAAAUAGCUGCCCCGGACUUUAUGAGCAUUAGAAGUUUAUUGCAAAUUUGAGUCUCCUAUUCUCUGUCUGACUUACUCAUUUUUUACUUAGUACUUUAUUUCCUUUUGUUUGUUACUUCUAACUGUUUUUCACAGCAGCCAGUCACUUAUCCUGGCUGUAUUAUUAUUAUUAUUAUUAUUAUUAUUAUUAUUAUUAUUAUUAUUAACAAUGUCGCAGCCCUGGUAGCUUCUCGUUUCUUUAAUAUUUUUCACUUUAAAGGAAUAGUUUGCCGCUAUAUUGAUAGUGAGACGAGCAGUUCGAUACCACUUUCAUGCUCAGAGAUCAUUGAUGGAACAAGGGGCCGGCCAUAGAUCAGAACUAUGCAGCAGCUCUAAAGUUGUGGUUUUUAUGAAGUUGUCAUUUCACUCUGAACAAUAUAUGUUUAUAAGCUAUAUGUUUAUAUCAAUUUAUAAGCUUCAAAGGAGCUGGUACACUUACCGUGGCUAGAGCCAGAGUGGUUGUCUCCCCAUGCGUUGUGUGUAUGCUAAGCUAAGCUAAUUAGUCUGGCUCCAUACUUAAUGUACAGCCAUGAGAGUGGUAUCGACUAUUUAACCAAUGGCAAAAAAAACUAAACAAUAAGCAUAUUGUCACAAUGUCAAACUAUUCCCCAAACUAUGUAUUUUGACCAUCUGGCCUUCAUACUGUGCAAAUGCAUUUCCUCUCAUACACUCGCUGUAUGUCCAGCUCAGGUUAUAUUGCCCACAUUUCUUUGUUUGUUUAUUCUACCUUUUUCAUCCACUGUAAUAUUUAAAUAUUUGAUUUCUGUCAAUUUUUUUAAAAAGGUAAUAAGAGUGUUCAGUAAUGAUAACACAUUUUAAAGGGAUUUUAACACUCCUCACUUUGCCUCGAGUCUUUUUUUUAUUUUAGUGUCACAUUAUUUUACUCAUUCACCGGUUCAUAUCUCCUUCUGCCAUCUACUUUAUCGAUCAGAAUCACAUUUGUACCGUCUCCAAAAAAAUAUUGUUAAUGUCCUGCUGUAAAUGAAAUGCUGUUGUGUGAAUUGACAUUAUUCUUGUUAACUGCUACAUUUUAUAUUAAAGA